Messenger RNA from Saccostrea cuccullata (small rock oyster), 1131 nucleotides. RefSeq lists its product as uncharacterized. NCBI's taxonomy places the organism in Eukaryota, Metazoa, Mollusca, Bivalvia, Ostreida, Ostreidae. Bases 1 to 1131 code for a protein of 376 amino acids. The transcript has 4 exons. Gene Ontology annotation, molecular function: calcium ion binding. The record is from RefSeq and is a predicted model, not a curated record.
AUGUAUGCUGAUGACAUGGUACUUCUCUCCCCAACUGCUGAAGGUCUACAAGAAAAACUCGAUAUACUAAGUAAAUACUGUAAGGACUGGUGUCUCAAAGUUAAUACAAAGAAAACAAAAAUUAUAGUCUUCAAUUCAUCUGGCAAACACGUUAAAAUUCCAUUCCAUCUGGAUAACAACAAUAUUGAAUGUGUUAAACAAUACAAGUAUCUGGGUCUGACUGUUAAUGCAUCUGGAACACUAAGUAAUGCUAAAAAUGAUUGUUGUAACAAAGCCAAAAAAGCCUAUUUCAAACUUCAAAAAGACUUUCUAACAUUUAAUCCAUCAAUUAGAACUGCUUUAAAUGUAUUUGACCACACUAUUAAACCCAUUAUCCUGUAUGGUUCGGAGUUAUGGAUUUUACUUGAAGCUGUGAAUGACUUCAUUUCCAAUGAAACAAGGCACUGGAAGGCCAGACUUGGUGCUUAUGAUGUUGAAAAAACUGAUACACUGAAAUUUGUCAUGUCUAAUCCCCUCAAUCUAAACAUAUCAAUAACUGAAGAAAGUAAUCAAGUGCCACAACUCUUGAAAUAUUGCAAUAUUUCUGACAAACUUUGGCCCGCAAUGAUGCCUUGUGCAGAAAACUUCAGUGACAGUCUCCCACACGCAGCUUCUGAUUUGACCUGGUUGACAUAUGUUGUCCAGUUUACACAGCCCAGGAAUCAGUUUGGCAAUUACACUUUUAGUUUCUAUUUUGAGGACAGCUCUAAUGGAACUUCUUCUCCUGUGAACAUUAAAUUUGGUAUAAUGGAGAUGCCUUGUCACAACAGUGGAACUUGUCAAGCUAAAGGAAUCUACCCCUGUAAUGAUACCCACAGGACCCACAGCUUUGAGGCCUACUACAGAUGUCAGUGUACCGGAGGAUACCAGAGUAGAUACUGUACAGAGGACAUCAAUGAGUGUCUCAGUGACCCGUGUGAACCUCCCUUUGUCUGUUACAACAAUCAGAACAGCUACCACUGUGCCUGUCCCCCAGAAAACCCCAACUGUGAAAUAGUUAUAUGGAUGGUAGUCGUCAGUGUGUUCAUAGUGGUCAUCAUCCUGGUACUGAUAGGAAUAGCUGUCUACAGAUACAGGACGCAAAGAGGGUAA